AUGGCUGAAUCGCAUUUAUCUUAUGCAUGGAUCUUCAAUGAUAACCCUUUAUACAUCCAAGAGGACAACAGGCGGUUUGUAUCUCAAGAGACGGGAAACUUGUACAUUGCCAAAGUAGAACCAUCAGAUGUGGGCAACUACACUUGCUUCAUAACAAACAAGGAGGCCCAGAGAAGUGUUCAAGGACCACCCACUCCAUUAGUGCAGCGCACCGAUGUCCCUGAUAUUAGUUGGAGAAGGUUGGACGGAAGCCCAUUGCCAGGGAAGGUCAAGUACAGCAAAUCCCAAGCUAUCCUUGAAAUCCCGAACUUUCAACAAGAAGAUGAAGGCUUUUAUGAGUGCAUUGCAGGCAACCUUCGCGGAAGAAACCUUGCAAAGGGUCAACUCAUUUUUUAUGCUCCCCCAGAAUGGGAACAGAAAAUCCAAAAUACAUACCUCUCUAUCUAUGACAGCUUGUUGUGGGAAUGCAAAGCUAGUGGAAAGCCAAGCCCUUGGUACAUGUGGUUAAAAAAUGGUGAACGCCUCAACCCAGAGGAAUCUGUUGGGGAUCUGAUGAUAAGGAAUAUUCAGCUAAAUCAUUCAGGAAAAUACCUAUGCACAGUACAAACAACUCUAGAAAGUUUAUCUGCUGUGGCUGAUAUCAUUGUUAGAGGUCCACCAGGUCCUCCGGAGGAUGUGAAAGUCGAACACGUUUCCAGUACUACUUCUCAGCUAAGCUGGAGACCAGGCCCAGAUAAUAACAGUCCCAUUCAAAUAUUUACUAUUCAAACUCGGACACCAUUUUCUGUGGGUUGGCAGGCUGUUGCUACAGUUCCAGAAAUUCUCAAUGGUAAGACAUACAAUGCAACAGUGGUUGGCUUGAGUCCUUGGGUGGAAUACGAAUUUCGUGUGGUUGCUGGGAACAGCAUUGGGAUCGGAGAACCAAGUAAACCAUCAGAAUUGUUAAGAACUAAAGCAUCAGUGAUUGAUCACAUUCUGCCCAAGUCAAUUCCAGAAGAGCUACAGAAUGGAGAGGGAUUUGGAUAUAUCAUCAUGUUCCGGCCAGUCGGCUCGACAACCUGGACCAAGGAAAGAGUAGCAUCUGUGGAAUCAUCAAGGUUUGUUUACAGAAAUGAAAGCAUCAUCCCACUUUCUCCCUUUGAAGUCAAAGUGGGUGUGUAUAAUAAUGAAGGAGAAGGAUCCCUGAGUACUGUGUCCAUUGUCUACUCUGGGGAAGAUGAACCUCAACUGGCCCCAGGGGGAGUUUCUGUCCAGAGUUUUUCUGCUUCUGAAAUGGAGGUUUCAUGGAAUGCGAUUGCCUGGAAUAGAAACACUGGAAGAGUUCUGGGCUAUGAGGUAUUAUACUGGACAGAUGAUUCCAAAGAAUCCAUGAUUGGUAAAAUUCGAGUCAGUGGAAAUGUCACAACCAAAAACAUCACAGGGCUGAAAGCUAAUACCAUCUACUUUGCUUCUGUGAGAGCCUACAACACUGCUGGGACAGGGCCCUCAAGCCCCCCAGUCAAUGUCACCACCAAAAAAUCCCGAUAUUACAGUGGUACAAACGUUUUGGUUACAUAA
This is a messenger RNA of Propithecus coquereli (Coquerel's sifaka), 1557 nucleotides long. RefSeq names its product contactin-6-like. The transcript is spliced from 11 exons. Gene Ontology annotation, molecular function: cell-cell adhesion mediator activity. Lineage: Eukaryota; Metazoa; Chordata; Mammalia; Primates; Indriidae. The record is from RefSeq and is a predicted model, not a curated record. Gene Ontology annotation, biological process: cell-cell adhesion; brain development. Bases 1 to 1557 code for a protein of 518 amino acids.